UCGUGCCGGUUUCCCCUCUACCUCCCUCGUCGUCGUCCUCCCCGGAUCUACCUCGCCUCCUCCUCCGCACGAGCCACCCACCGCCGGGGGAGGCGAUCGGGGAAGACCAAAAAUCCGGCGGAGAAUCGAGGGGGGAAGCACGCCGGGGGAGUAGCAGAAUAAAAUGUUCAAGUUCCUCAAGGAUGUGGUCGCGGGAUCCGGAUCGGGCCUCAAGGACUUCCCCUACACCAUUGGCGAGCCCCACGCCUCCGCCUGGGGCUCCUGGGCGCACCACCGCGGCGCCUCCAAGGAUGAUGGAUCGCCUGUUUCUAUUUUCUCGCUGUCAGGGAGCAACCCUCAAGACAGGCACUUGGUCGCUGGUCGAAAUGGUGUCAAGAGAUUACGGACAGUGCGCCAUCCGAAUAUAUUAUCCUUUCUUCACAGUACUGAAGCAGAAGUUCCCGAUGGACCUUCUGUAAAACACACAAUAUAUAUAGUUACAGAGCCUGUUACACCACUCGCGGAAAAAAUCAAGGAACUGAACCUGGGAGGUACACAGAGAGAUGAGUAUUUUGCUUGGGGUCUUCAUCAGAUAUCAAAAGCUGUGAGCUUUCUCAACAACGAUUGCAAGCUCGUUCAUGGGAACGUAUGCUUGGCCAGUGUAGUUGUUACUCAAACUCUGGACUGGAAGCUUCAUGCUUUUGAUGUUCUCUCAGAAUUUGAUGCCAAUAACGAAGCUGCUGGUAGCCCCAUGCUGCAAUUUGAAUGGUUAGUUGGAAAUCAAUACAAGCCAAUGGAGCUGACAAAGUCAGAUUGGGCUUCAAUUAGAAAAUCACCUCCAUGGGCGAUUGAUUCCUGGGGAUUGGGGUGCUUAAUUUAUGAGCUCUUUUCUGGUGGAAAGUUGACCAGGACAGAGGACCUUCGCAACAUCGCUUCAAUCCCAAAGUCUCUGCUUCCAGAUUACCAGAAGCUCUUGAGUUCUACACCUUCUCGUAGAAUGAAUCCUUCAAAACUUAUUGACAACAGUGAGUUUUUCCAGAACAAGUUGGUAGAGACCAUCCAGUUCAUGGAAGUUCUCAAUUUAAAAGACAGUGUUGAGAAAGAUAGCUUUUUCCGGAAACUCCCAAAUAUAGCAGAACAGCUUCCCCGUGAGAUAGUUCUGAAGAAGUUGCUCCCUGUGUUGCAAUCUGCUCUUGAAUUUGGUUCAGCUGCUGCUCCAGCCUUGACUGUGCUGCUAAAGAUGGGUUCCUGGCUUCCAGCUGACCAAUUUAGUGCCAAGGUUUUGCCGACUAUUGUGAAGCUUUUUGCUUCGAAUGACCGAGCUAUCCGAGUUAGUCUCUUGCAGCACAUAGAUCAGUUUGGAGAGUCAUUGGCAGCACAAACAGUUGAUGAACAAGUUUUUCCUCAUGUUGCCACAGGGUUCUCUGAUACUUCUUCUUUCCUCCGUGAAUUGACAUUGAAGUCGAUGCUUAUAUUGGCACCAAAAUUAUCUCAGCGUACAAUCUCAGGAUCUCUCUUGAAGUAUCUCUCUAAGCUCCAGGUGGAUGAAGAACCCGCAAUCCGGACAAACACUACGAUUCUUCUUGGGAAUAUAUCAAAUUAUAUGAAUGAUGGGACUAGGAAGCGAGUAUUGAUCAAUGCAUUCACAGUUCGUGCCUUACGAGAUACCUUCCCUCCUGCUCGAGCAGCUGGAAUCAUGGCGCUGAGUGUCACUAGUUCAUACUACGAAAUGACAGAGAUUGCAACGCGUAUACUGCCUAACAUUGUUGUACUUACAUUUGACCCAGACAGUGACGUGAGGACUAAGGCUUUCCAGGCUACUGACCAAUUCUUGCAAAUAGCAAAACAGCAUCAUGAAAAGCUUAAUACAGGAGACAACAGGGCAGCCGAGUCUACUGGUGUUCAGUUGAAGCCUGGAAAUACUGGUUUACUUGGGUGGGCCAUGAGUUCUAUUACUCAGAAGGGAAGACCUUCUGACCAUGGUCCAGUUUCUACUGCAAAUGCUAGUAACUCUCAAGUUUCAGCAUCCCCCAGUGGUACAUCAGAUACUCACUCUGCCCCAAUAGCAUAUGCACCAUCCACAUCCAACUCUCUCGAUCAAACUGCACCAGCACUAUCAAGCUCCUCCGUAGAUGGAUGGGGUGAGCUCGAGAAUGAUAACCAGGGAGAGAAUGGUAGCGACAACGAAGGAUGGGAUGAUGUAGAUCCAUUUGAGGAGAAGUCAGCACCAUCUCUUCUGUCCAACAUACAGGCUGCUCAGAAACGUCCGGUGGUGCAACCGAAGCAACCUGUUCCAAGUUCAUCAAGAUCAAAUCCACCAAUGGCGCCAAAAGCAGAAGAUGAUGCUCUAUGGGGUCCUAUGGCUGCUCCAGCGCCCAAAGGUGCAUCAAAGUCUGCAGACACAAAACCCUCAGUACCACACAAUGACCCCGAUGACCUCUGGGGUUCAAUAGCUGCACCUCCACCAAAAUCAUCUGGGAGACCUUCAAAGCCGGCAGCAUCGAACAGUGACGACCUAUGGGGUGCCAUCGCGGCACCCCCACCGGCGACCAAAGCUAGGCCUCUAGCAUCAUCAGGUAGGGGCCGAGGAACGAAGCCAGCACCAAAACUUGGUGCUCAAAGAAUAGGAAGGACUUCCUCAACUGGGAUGUAGAGUGCCAUGAUACAGUUGUUGUACAAGGAUGUGUUUUCUCCUCUCUUUUUUGCUGUUGCUCUGUCUAGGAGAUCCCCCUUUUGUAAAGUAGCCCAAUCAUUUAUAUGGUCAUGAUUUUGCCCACUGUAUUACUUCACAAUACGACAGGUCAGGAGAUUUAUGUGUAUGACAGGUACAGUGCCUGAACUGUUCCAUUAAUAUAUGGCUUUGCCUCAUUUUUCUGA
Messenger RNA from Lolium rigidum, 2856 nucleotides. RefSeq names its product N-terminal kinase-like protein. NCBI's taxonomy places the organism in Eukaryota, Viridiplantae, Streptophyta, Magnoliopsida, Poales, Poaceae. Gene Ontology annotation, biological process: protein phosphorylation. Bases 164 to 2632 code for a protein of 822 amino acids. The transcript is spliced from 21 exons. Gene Ontology annotation, molecular function: ATP binding; protein kinase activity. The record is from RefSeq and is a predicted model, not a curated record.